GCGUGUCCCGGGAUGACCUGUUGAUGUCGGUAGAAUGGAGAAUGGCAGGGGGAGCGAUUUCCCCCAUCACCAAAAUAUUUAAAUAAGCAACAUUUGGGCUUGACAACCGGCGUCGAAGCACAACUACCUCGUCCGCACAGGCAAAACUUUGUUGGUGUGCGUUGGCGCACCAUGGCCCAGACCCUCCAGAUGGCGAUCCCAAACUUCGGCAACAACGUUUUAGAGUGUCUGAAUGAGCAGCGGCUGCAGGGUCUUUACUGUGAUGUCUCUGUGGUGGUGAAGGGCCACACCUUCAAGGCCCAUCGAGCUGUGCUGGCUGCUAGCAGUUCUUAUUUCCGGGACCUUUUCAGCAGCAAUAAUGGAGGUGGUAGCAGCAAUGAGACCAGCCCAACCAUAGUGGAACUCCCGUCAGCUGUGCAGCCUCAGAGCUUCCAGCAGAUUUUGUCCUUCUGCUACACGGGCCGUCUCAGCAUGACGGUGGGGGACCAGUUUCUCCUCAUGUACACAGCAGGCUUCCUGCAGAUCCAGCAGAUCAUGGAAAAAGGCACUGAAUUCUUCUUGAAAGUCUCAUCCCCCAGCUGUGACUCUCAGGGCCUCCACGCUGAAGAGGCCCCUCCCUCUGAACCCCAGAGUCCUGUGACACAGACCAGUAAUGGUGCAGCUCGGCCUGCAUCCUGUGUGACACCGCUCUCUCUGGUGUCCCGAGUGAAGACAGAACAACCGGCUAACCAGCCGGAAGCCGCCACUCCUUACUCGGUGGUCUGCACUCCUGUCGCCAAGCGACUGUGGGAGGGCGGCAGCAGCCGAGAUGGAGGUGGAGUGGGUUCAGGAGGAGGAGGAGGAGCCAGGAAGGCUGCUCGUUACUCCCAGGAAGCAGUGCGUGGCAGUGCCAUCCAGAGUCCUGGGGCACUUGGACUGGCCAUGGGUAUGGGUGCCACGGCCACCAGCCUGGCUGGGAUGGUGGCCAGUGGCGGGCUAAGCGGCACUGCUGGCACAAACGGGAGCUCAGCAGCGGGUCUCGGCGUGUCAGAGGGCGCCAGCCCUGGCACCCUGAGCACCUACGCCAGUGACUCACCCAUCAGUUACCAUGACGACGAAGAGGAGGAGGAGGGGACCGAAGAAUGUGCUGAAGAGCAGUAUCGGCAAAUCUGCAACAUGUACACCAUGUACAGCAUGCUCAACAUGGGAGCUGCAGGUAAUGCUGCUGGGGAGCGUGUUGAGGCUCUUCCCGACCACACAGAGACACGGGGUCGGAUGAGAGGCAGAGAUCUAACAUGUCUCCCAGCAGAACUCAUCGCUCAGAUAGGAAACCGCUGUCAUCCCAAACUGUACGAGGAAGGAGACCCUGCUGAGAAACUAGAAUUAGUCUCAGGUACUUCUGUGUAUAUAUCCAGAGCCCAGCUGAUGAACUGUCAUGUGAGCGCAGGGACCAGACACAAGGUGCUGCUGAGGAGGCUGCUGGCCGCCUUCUUUGACAGGAACACACUGGCUAACAGCUGUGGAACAGGCAUCCGCUCGUCCACCAACGACCCGAGUCGCAAGCCCCUGGACAACCGAGUUCUGCACGCGGUCAAAUUUUACUGCCAGAACUUUGCCACCAGCUUCAAAGAAAGCGAGAUGAACGCCAUUGCAGCCGACAUGUGCACCAACGCCCGACGCGUGGUCCGUAAGAGCUGGAUCCCCAAGCUGAAGCUGCUGAUGGCCGAGAGCGACGCAUACACCGCUUUCCUUCCUGACGGAGUCAAGAUGGAGGACGACACCCUGAGCACGGACCCAGCCUUCGACCCGGCCUCCCUGGAGGCCGCGGGAGGUGUGGGCAUGGAGUCUGGUGGCUCUUCAGGUGAAUCACUACCAGGUGUGGGUGGGGAUGGAGGACCCUUAUUUUGAACUUCCUGUCCUGGGGGGGAAGGUUGAAAUAUGGUGACACACAUAGCAGUAUUCCCCAGCUCUGCUUGCCUCCUCACUCUUUGGCUGAUCUCUCACAUGUGACUGUCUGUACUACACCGCAGGGUCGACAGCUGUCGGCUCGCUGACGUAACCAGGACGUGAAAACUUUAACUCUUGCUUUAUGACCGUACGACGGAGCUAGAUGAAGAAAGGGAGAGAGGAAGAGGGUGUUAAGUUUUCUUCUAACAGCCCUCUGCCUCCCCUUGUCUUUUUAAGGUGUAUAACACAUCCACUGUUGUUUAUUAAAUACAUUCCCUGAAAUGCGGGCGGCGGGAGCUGCGUGUGCGAGGAAAAGAUGGCUGGAUGGACGGGCUAGGAGAAGAGGGGGCAAGUGUAUUGAAUGUAAGUGUCAGUGGCAUUUUUCUCUAUGCAAGCCUGACAUCUUGUACUCCAGCCUCGGAAAGGGAACUUCAUUCAAAGUAGGUAGAAAAUUUAAAGAGCACUACCUGUUCUUCCUCCCCCUGCACCCUCAGCUCAUCAACCUGCAAGUAUUCUUCACCCUGCAUCCUUCUGAGACCAGAGAAUCUCACCUGAGUGUUUCACUGUGCAGUCUUAUAGAAUUAUAUCCCAUCUUUGUUUUCAAAUCUUUUCUUUGUCUAUAAACUUAAAAAAAGAGAUGCAGAGUGAAGGGAAGAGCUUUUUACUGAGAUGAUUGUAAAGAUAACUGAAAGGCAACAGGUUUUAAAGAUGGUCAUAUUUUUAGAGGAUUAACUAUAUUUAUACAAGUGCUCAUGCCAAGAAUACGGGGUGAGCAAAGAGAGCGGGAGGGAUUGUUUUAAAAUCUCGAUCUUCAUGUUUUAUCGAAAGAGGUCUUAAAUAAGGAAGAGUGCUAUUUUUGCAGAAAAAAGCAGUAUAUUAAAGCAGUCUUAUCAUAGGACCCAUAGACAUUUAUUUUUAUCUUGAUAGAAGCGAGUGAUGGAAUGAUGAGCGGUUGAACUGCUAAAUUUAAAACAUUUCAUCUUCUGCUCACGAGCUUAAAGGAAAACCGAGACUGACAGAGCUGGCUUGACUGUUUUCUGUGGCCACGUUUACACGAAAAUGAUCCAGGGGUACUGAAUUGUUGUUUUCUUUUUCCAAAAAGUUCCACACUAAGGUGACAUUAUGAAAACCCAGCAUGCCAGAUGGACUGUUUUGCAUAUCUGGGUAUCUGGAUAGCACCCCAUAGUUGGUGUCUGGGAGGGUAGAACCUGUCAGAAAGAUCUGGGAGGAUGAUUAGACAAAUAUUCUGUCGGUCACAUUCAUUACAAGCCAAUCAGAGCUAAUAAACACAUGACAAAGGGCCAGCAUGGUAAAGAAACAGGCUGCUGCUAUCAUUGUUAAGUAUCAGUGAAGCCUGUAAGAAACUCAAAGUCCAGCAGAGAGCAGAGCAAAAACCUGGACCAUCUGUCAGUGUGCUUCUUCACUCUUCUUUUACUAGAGAAAUGUCCAGUUCUGAUCAAACUGCCACUAUCCACACUGGGAAUGCGCGAUAAGACGAUGUCAGAUCAUAAAUCUGCUAAAGAUGCAGAAUCAGUUUUCUUCUAGUUCUUCUAUACUCCCUCACCCUUCCUCUUCUGCUUCCCGAUGCAGCAGUGAUUUUUGGCUGUAAAUGAUACUGAAACUUAAGAUUUAGUUCUUAAUAUUUCUCACUGACCUAUAUGGAGCUGUCGUGGUUUUCUGAACCAUCAGUGUGCAAAAAAAACAUUUAAUUUGUACAUUCUGCACAGAGUUCAAAAAUUUUUCUGAUGAGCUCAGAGGACUGCGUCCUAAACCGUCUGCUGAGGUUCAAACAGGGAAGAGAUCAACACUGCGGCCAGCGGAGAAGAGUGUGGUAGAGGGUUAGUUAUUUACAGCCGUUCCACCUCCCUGCACAAGGUUUACCUGUCAGGAUAACAGAAUCAUGAGUAAAACUUUGUAAUAUCAGUGUCUUUUUAUGGAGGGAGGCAAUGAUUUCCACAAGGUCCAGACAUUGAUUGUUAUUUUAAAAUAUUUAAACAGUAUAAUCAUUGAUUUCCAUGCAUUUCUUUAGCAUACAUGCAUGCUGCUGCAGGAUCACAGCCUCCUCUCUCCUUCACUGUGAGCAGCAGAUACAAUAAUGACACCACUUCUCUGAAUAAACAUAUUUCCAACCUCUUUAAAAUUCUGUUCAGAUAAAUACAGUCACUACUUUACUGCUUAACCACGUCUCAGAAAUUGAUCAUCUUCUGGGUUUUGUUUGUACGCACUUAGUUCAGCAGUCUAUAAAGACGAACUGUGAUAUUAAGAUGCAUAUGAACAGGCAACUCAUGCAAAGCUACAGCUGUAGGGAAUCCCAUUCUUUAAAAUGAAAAUGACUGUGUUAAAGUGUGCCUGAUAUACACUAAAAUAAAUUUAAAACGCAAAAGAGGACACACAAAUCAUAGUUUUAAAGUGGCAACUAUGAAACUGCAAAUUUUGAAAUAUUUAAUGCAAAAGAAAAAUUUAAAAACUUGACUUUUAAUCGCAGAAUUAAUGCAUCACACAAAUUCUGUGGGGAAUAAGUUUGUAUUUCUGGUCAUUACCUAAGAAAAUUUUCCUAAAACUGAAUGGAAAAAAAGGUGAUAAAAUAGAGAUCAAGAUCCGGCUAUAAAAAGAUGUGAUAUAAUAUUUUUACCAUACUGCCCACCCCGAGUCCACUCUCCUCUCUUGACUAAACCAAACCUAUAGCCAGGUUUAGCUGAAGUGAGCGACACACUCAUGCUUGCACCCUUUCCUUCAGCAGAACACGUGAACAUUUUUGGACCAAUGACCAACACAGACAGAACUCAGCAGUCUGCCAUGGUCAUUGUAGUCUCCCUGCUCAUGGCGAUUGACUGGAACUGUAAAGAACUGUUUCCACUUUUAGCUGACAUUUUACACAGUGACUGAAACAGUGCAACUUUCAGUUUGAACCCGUAAAAGCCAAACAGACUAAAGGUUUCCAUCGUUGGCUCUGAUCGUGUAAACGUGGCCUAAGAUAACCAUUUCUUUUAGGUUAAAAACCUGCAACAUUUGCCUCCUCCAGUUGAACAUUGCCCCACAAUUUUGAGGCUCACUUCAGAAAUACAAAUGAUAUUAAGAUUUGAAAACAACUCUGCCAGUUUUCUCUCUAAUUUUGAGGAAACAUUCUUCUUUUUGUGCAAAUGCAACUCUAACCCUGAACUAUUGGAUGUGCCUUUUUGUUUAAAUUAAUAAGUAGAAGCCUGGUGGGAGCAGUGGUGUCAUGAGGGGGCAAAUAGCAUGAAGCGAAGAGGCUUUAUGGUACUAUCAUGUAUGUCUGAAGCAGAUGUUUAGUGAAGAAGGAGUCUGUUCUGCAUGGCUGUGUGUUUUGGUAUGUAGUUUUUCCAUGUAUCUAAUGCACCACCUCUUUGAUUUUGCACCUUCUGUGAGAGGUAGAGUGGAGGUUUCUGCACCUUAAUGAGAAGAACCGUUGGUUCAUGCACCUUUCUGAAAAAUGUCGUGUAGCACCUGAAGCCCUUUAGAUGGUAUUUUCUUCAGUUUCCCACGUCUGCCUGUUUUAAAAAGUGGCACAAACCCCGGCUGUAAAUAAUCCAGAAGACUGUUGAGUUUAAUCCCAAGUGUUCUUCCUUUCUGUUGCUGGAUGCACCUGAUUCUUCUGAAAUGUCAAUAACUGACCUUUUUAUGUGAACGUCUGUGUUUGUGAAUGCAUGUUGACCUGGAGCUUACAGGGGAUUCAUUCUUCCUAGUGAGGGCGGAUACAAGUGACAGUGGUCUGAGUGUGAUUUAGGAGUUUGUACUUAAUCUGAAAUGCUUUCAAAGAUGACAAGGGGUGUGACGAACGCUCAUGUCACCAGAUCUUGCGAUAUUAAAACAAUAUUUCUCAUUGCCAUAAUGGCGGAUUCUGAAAUCACCUUAGAAGAUGCCCCUGUCUUUUUGUUGUGAUCUGAUGGAUGUUGAGCCCAGUUCAGACCAAAUAAUCCCAACUAGAUGAGUUAAAUCUUGCUUUCGACAGGCCUCUCUGCAGUGUUCUGAAGGCCUGUCAGUUCACAUCACUGCAACAGAAGACGAGGAUCAUCUUCAUAGCAGCGACUCUCACAGUCACUCUGUUUAAAGUGCUUAUUUCAUGCAAUAAGUCUGUCUCUACAGGAAGGACAGUUCUGCACAUUCACUGUUUUUUCUGUAUUUUGAUCAUCAUUAAAAAGGAACAUCAGGCUGUCCCAGACGCUCUAGUUGCUUCACUAAACUUCGGUCUGAACUGGGCUUAAAAAUGCAUGCUUUGAGUCACGACACAAUACGUAAGCAGUGGUAUCAUUACAGGAUGAUUGAAAGUUAAAACAAUUAAAAGUGGGCCUGCCCUGUGAUGCAUUUUGUGACUGUUGUUGGAUUUUAAGACCGUUUUUACAGUCAUAUAUUUUGUCUUCAACGUUUUCUCAAAGAUAAGGGAAGACAUGAAACCAGUAUCGUGAGCUGAGUGUAUCGUCACACCCCUAAAGACGACUGGUAACUUUCUCCUUAGAGACAUUUCUUAAAGGUUUUAUUUUUCUGAAAACAGCUUUAGUGUAAAAAGUAGUUAUUUUUUCAGUCAUAUUGAAAAUAUAACAAGAGGUAUAAUAGAUCUAGCUCAAUCUACUUUAAUUUUUGAUUAAUAAAAUCAGGAUGAGUUUACUUCAACGGACAGAACAAAAUGCAGUACCUUGUAAGUAUUCUGUUAAGGGUAAUGCCAACAAAACCUCAGUAUGCUUUGCAUUUGACUGUAGAUGCCACAUGAGCAUCCCUCCCCCUCUUACCUCUUUGAAGACUGCUGUGCUUCCUCUUCUUCACGCAGCUGUUUCAGGUUUCACUUCCUCACAUUUAUUCAUGUGUUUCACAGAUGCAAAGCAGCGCUUUCAGGUAGUUCAAUCUGAAGUAUACUCUUCUAUUUGCUCAGUGGCUUUUUCACCAAGUUUACACAAGUUUAACACAACUCAAGUUACAUCUUUUUGUUUUCCUGUAACAUUUUCAAUCACUGCACCACCUUAAGUUCCAUUCCCAUCAUUUUUAUUUUAAUGUAGCAAAAUUAUAACUAGUUUUUUUUUUUAUCAUUGCAUGAUGAGGUCUGUUAUUUUCGGUUUAAAAAAACCUCAAACUGAAGAUUUUUUAAUCAAAUUCACCUCAAUAUCAGAUCCCUAGACUGUUUCAUGUAGAGUUUAUUUACAGGAAGAAGUUUGAGUGGAAUAAUCAGGGCUGAACCGUUCAAAAGUUCUAGUCCAGACAAAAAUGUCUCAGAUUAAGUAAUCCAAUGAUUUUAUAAUCCAGCUCAUGUUUAUGCCACAUUUUCAGAGAAAAACCAGCUUGGAGUAACACGAUUCAAGCAGAUUUUUACACAUUUUAAAUUUGUAAAUAGAUAUAAUAGAAAAAGGUUUGUUUAAUUUAAUAAUUUUCUUACAUUUUCCCAGAAUGAAGCUUUCAGCUGGGAUCCUGAUUUUGGGAUCAAAGUUUUUGAAUCACCUUCAAAAGUUUUAAACAGCACAAAAGAUUUUAUUCAGAUUCAAACCAAGAUGGGAUCUUACAGGAUUAAGCAAUCCUGAUUUAAAGUUUUGCUCUGAUUGCUUCAGUCCUUUGGGUUAUGAAUAGGCACAGGACCUUGGGAUGCCUCAGGCUGCAGACCUCUACAAUGGGGCGACCUUGACUGUGGGGCAGGAAGUGACAUGCUAGACCUUGUUGGGGUUUUCCUUAGCUUUAGGUUUCAGGAGCCUAACCCUCUUUAGGUUUUCCUUAGUUUGUGGUGUGUUAAAUUUAAAUUACUCCCCCUCAGUACAUUUUUUUGUAUUUAUUCAUAAAAUUCUGCAGUUGUGUGAAAUAGCCACUUACUGUAACAUCUGACACCGAGCAGAAAAUAUACUUCCUUCAUUCCGUACGUCAGUCUGGCUCCAGCUUUGGUAAUGUACUUCACUUCUGCCCCGUGGUUGAGGUCGCCCCCCUUUAGAGGUCUACAGCAGAAAGAACCACCAUAGAGGUCUGCAGAUCCUAUUUAAGGCCUUGAAUUUAAUCUAGAGGUCAUUUGAGACUUCAUUCUAGCAGUUAUGUUUUACUCUGUGAUAAAUCUCAUUUUAAAUCUAGCAUUGUUCUUGUCCGAAAAAUACAAAAUAAAAUGAAGCUUCACACUGCUGCUCGAGCGAGCUGCUUUCCUUUAAUAAAGGCCUGGUAAUGAUCGUGUUCUUUGCAGAAGUACUGACAAAAAUAAAGCAGCGAAACUUUUAAGAAAGGAUCAGACUGUUGUAGGACAUUUUAAAAGAUAAAUAAGCUUAAUGUUGAGAAAGAGGUGAAACAAGGGCUCUAAUUAGUUUCCUACAUGUUACACUGUGACCCACUGAAUGGCGUGUUCUCCAUCCUGAGUCUCUAACUCAUGCUGAGAUAUCACCACUGAAUCAGCAUUGAUUGUAAGGACAUCAUCGUCACAGUAGCAGAAAUUUAAACUGGGAUAUGAAAAAGCUAUCGAUGCCGUUUUGAUAUCACUGAAACAAAAGUAGAAGUCAGAUGUACCAAUACUGGGAAUGUUCUUGAUUUUAGCUCAGAUUUUAAGAAAACUUCUGACUCGACAUUGCACAAAUGAAGCCGAUGUUUGUGGUGCAAUUUUUUGAGAAUGCAUUCCUUUCCUCCACACCUGUCCAGUGAAGCAGGUGAUUUUUUUUGGUGUCGAUACUAUUGAUUAUUAAUGUCAUAGUCAGUCUAUACAUUUCUUUUUUUUUUUUACAAAGUAAAAAGAAAUGUCCAUUCCAGAAACCCAGCAUCUGCAGGAUUGGACUGUAUUUGUCGACUAGUCUGACCUUGGCUGAAAUAACAAUGAUAUUAUUGUUUAAGGGCACGGUAUCAGAGAUUCUGACCAGUUUGUGGACCUGCUUUACACCUCAGCAGCUCAGCCCAGGUACACACACAUUACAGAUCCAUCAGUUCAACUGUGGCGCCUCAUGAGCAGAGCUUUUUUGCGCUAGUUUGAAUAAAGGCCGUUUUAGCUCCACAUGAACACGUUUGUUCUCAUCAUGCACACCUUUAUCUCAUUCUUCUUUCCUCCCAUCUCAUUUGAAGUUAUUUCACCCCCACAUUCGUGUUUAUGCCUCACACAUGUAGACCUACACACUUGAAUGGAUAAGGUGUGGCACGGCAUGGGGAACCUUUUAUCACUGAACAGUACAUAUAUAAAUAUGAUAAUACACAUGUAUAGAUAAAGACUGUAUAUUAUAUAUAGACAUGCACAUAGAGGUCAGAUUGUUUGUUGUGCACUCGCAGCAUGAGGUAUAUAUUUACCCAGAAACAACGCUUCACAACCUGUGCAGUAACUGGUCUGCCCAUGUCUUGGCCCCUGCUCCUUUCCCUCUGUAACCCCGUAGCACCAGUGGACAUCCUGUACUCGUCAUCCUCCUCUUUCUGUGUUCCAAGUGCCAAUAACUUUGUGAAAGCCCUGUAACUGUGACCCAACAUUAUCAAAGGUAAUUGCACAUUAACGACUGUAAAAUAAAUAAAUACAAAUCAUAGAGAAAAUGUCUCCAUGGAUUAAAUAAUGAAUAUCUUAAUAAAAGAUUUGUAACAAUUUCUGUGUAGGUGCUUUUUUUGCUGAAGUGUUAAAGGUACAAAAAGUAGAAUUAUUGCACUGACAUGUCGACCCGUGUUAUAUGUAUUUUAGUUGAGUUCUUACAUUGCCACAAACAUUUCCAACCAUUUUCAAAGCCAAAGAAGUCCUUCAGUUUUCAGU
Cheilinus undulatus (humphead wrasse) is the source of this 9613-nucleotide messenger RNA. RefSeq names its product nucleus accumbens-associated protein 1 (gene nacc1a). The transcript has 8 exons. Gene Ontology annotation, molecular function: RNA polymerase II cis-regulatory region sequence-specific DNA binding; DNA-binding transcription factor activity, RNA polymerase II-specific; protein binding. The record is from RefSeq and is a predicted model, not a curated record. Lineage: Eukaryota; Metazoa; Chordata; Actinopteri; Labriformes; Labridae. Bases 172 to 1887 code for a protein of 571 amino acids. Gene Ontology annotation, biological process: regulation of transcription by RNA polymerase II.